Molecule: messenger RNA, 1487 nt
Organism: Tilletiopsis washingtonensis
Lineage: Eukaryota; Fungi; Basidiomycota; Exobasidiomycetes; Entylomatales
Exons: 9
Coding region: 6-1487 (493 amino acids)
Biological process (GO): calcium import into the mitochondrion; mitochondrial calcium ion homeostasis
Cellular component (GO): mitochondrial inner membrane; uniplex complex
Molecular function (GO): calcium channel activity; uniporter activity
Source: RefSeq, a predicted model, not a curated record
CCCGCAUGCUCGUCACAUCGUCCAGCUCGCUGCGGUGCGCAGCGCCGAGCCGCCUGCCGUUCCUGGCGCCGGUGUGGCGGCGCUGCGCCUCGACGGUGACGGGCCCCGGCGGCGUGCGCAGCACCAUCCCCUCGAGCUCGCGCCCCGCCCGCUCCGGCGACGGCACGCGGCACAAGCACCUCGACGGCGACCGCGGCUACCUGGCCUUCACCAAGGCGUCGCUCUUCAAGCUCACACUGCCGCUCGCGCCGCCGUCGGGCGACCCCGAGUCGCCGGCGAGCAAGUCGAGCUCGGCGUCGGCACAGGCCGAGCACGCGGGCAGCACCGACAAGGGCAAAAGCACCUCGGCGACCACGCCCUGGGAGCAGCGCGUCGACGAGGGCCACAUCGUCUCGCAGGUCGCCAAGCGCGCCGAGCCGCGCCGCGACGACCGCCGCUCGCAGGACUCGGCCGUCGAGGAGCGCGGCUCGGACCGUGCCGAGGAUGAGUUUGAUGCCGAUGCGCCGGCGCACAGCGUCGUGUUCCUGCUGCAUGCCGGGCAGCCGCUGAGCUACGUCUCCAGCUUGAUCCGCGCCGAGGGACCGUCUGCCCGGCCGAUCCGCUCAGACAAGCACGGCGAGCACGAGCCCGGCACGCCGCCCAACGACACGCUCGACCGCGGCCUGCCGCCGAUCACAUUCCACACCCGCCCGCGCGACCCCAAGCGCUGGUCGCCGGCGACGGGCUUCGGCGACUAUCUGCGCGACGCCAGCCGGCUGGGCAGCUUCACGAUCCGCGUCGGCGAGCGCGAGAUCCUCGUCGACGUGCCGAGCUUCGAGGACCGCACGCGCUUCCUGCGCGGCAACCUGUAUGCCAAGAUGGAGGAAAUCGAGCGCAUGAGCCGCAUCAAGGCCGAGUGCGACAAGCUCGCGCACGUCGGCACGCGCCGCUUCGCCCUCGCCGGUGUCGGCGUGCUCGGCGCGUGGUGGGUCGGCGUGUGCUAUGCGACGUUCUUCACCGAGCUGGGCUGGGAUGCGAUGGAGCCGACCACCUACCUCGUUGGACUGGGCACACUCAUGGGCGGCUACAUCUGGUUCCUCACCCACAACCGCGAGGUCUCGUACCGCGCCGUGCUCAACGAGACGACGUCGAAGCGGCAGCAGUCGCUGUACAUCACCCGCGGCCUGAACCUGAAUCGCUACGAAGAGCUGAUCGAUGACGCCAAGGAGCUGCGCAAGCAGAUCAAGCGUGUGGCCGGCGACUACGACCUCGAGUGGGACCAGGGCGAGACAGCCUCGGCUGAGAAGUCGAAGCGGGCGCUGGACGUCGUGCGCAAGCGCGAGGCAGCAGAUCAGAACGGCAAGAAGAAGGACGAGGAUCACGACGACCACGACGACGACACGCACGAGGACAAGGACGCCGACGGCCAGCCCGACGCCACGCAGCGCCCGCAGCGGCAGAAGAAGGACGCGCGUGCGGCGCUCAAGGAGAAGAAGAGGGACGACUAG